UGAAGUUGAUUGUAUAUGUUUUUGCAGACGUUCGAAGGUCACGGCUCCUCGGUUCUGCGAGUAGAGUUUCUGAGCCGAGGCCUGCAGCUGGUGAGUGUUGGCAGUGACGGCCUCAUGAAGUUGUGGUGCAUUAAGAGCAGUGAAUGUAUGGCCACAUUCGAUCAACAUGACGGCAAAGUGUGGGCUCUUGCAGUGUCAAAAGACGAGCAAGUGCUGGUGACGGGAGGUGACGACUCUAGCUGCAGUUCUGGGUGGAUCGACGGGAGGCGGCUCGUCUGGAGGCGGCCAACGAGAGGCAGACUCUCGUCGAGCACCAACAAAGGCUCGACAACCUCAUUCACAACCACAUGCUGUUGCCUGCCCUCGAACUGGCCCUGCGACUGGAGCGGCCGGCCACUGUGCUCAAAAUUGUCACCAAAUUGCAACAAGAAAGUUCCGAGUCAUUAGACGAUGUCAUCAGAAAGCUGGAUGUGGAUAAGAAAGGAUCUCUAUUGAAAUGUGUGAUCUCGUGGAACUCCAACAGUUAACAAUCAUAUUCGGCGCAG
Molecule: messenger RNA, 545 nt
Organism: Nilaparvata lugens (brown planthopper)
Lineage: Eukaryota; Metazoa; Arthropoda; Insecta; Hemiptera; Delphacidae
Product: transducin beta-like protein 3
Exons: 3
Coding region: 16-447 (143 amino acids)
Biological process (GO): endonucleolytic cleavage to generate mature 5'-end of SSU-rRNA from (SSU-rRNA, 5.8S rRNA, LSU-rRNA); endonucleolytic cleavage in 5'-ETS of tricistronic rRNA transcript (SSU-rRNA, 5.8S rRNA, LSU-rRNA)
Cellular component (GO): 90S preribosome; nucleolus
Molecular function (GO): protein binding; U3 snoRNA binding
Source: RefSeq, a predicted model, not a curated record